Arxiozyma heterogenica is the source of this 447-nucleotide messenger RNA. It is a transcript of the gene DAP1, whose product is annotated as Dap1p. The transcript has a single exon. NCBI's taxonomy places the organism in Eukaryota, Fungi, Ascomycota, Saccharomycetes, Saccharomycetales, Saccharomycetaceae. The record is from RefSeq and is a predicted model, not a curated record. Bases 1 to 447 code for a protein of 148 amino acids. Gene Ontology annotation, cellular component: endoplasmic reticulum; endomembrane system; membrane.
AUGUCGUUCGUUAGAGAUUUUUUUUUCGGUAGAGGUGAAGAAGAUCCAACUGGAUUAAGUAAAGAAUGCCCAUCACAGGAUAAUGCCCCAGAUCCAUUAGUAGAAGGUAUAUUUUAUCCACGUACUUUAUACAAAUAUAAUGGGCACGAUGAUGAAAAGAUAUUUAUUGCUAUAAGAGGCAGAGUAUACGAUUGUACUACUGGCAGGUCUUUUUAUGGUCCAAGUGGUCCUUAUAACAAUUUUGCUGGUAAAGAUGCAUCUAGAGGGUUGGCUAUGAAUUCCUUUGAUGAAUCAAUGGUUAGAGACUGGGAUGAACCAAUUGAUGAUCUACAAGGAUUAACUGAAAGUCAAGAAGCUGCUUUGAAUCAAUGGUUGGACUUCUUUGAUAAGAAAUAUCCAUGUAUUGGUACUUUAGAACCAGAACCUGGUGUUAAUGAUACUAAUUAG